This is a messenger RNA of Pestalotiopsis fici W106-1, 2295 nucleotides long. RefSeq lists its product as uncharacterized. Lineage: Eukaryota; Fungi; Ascomycota; Sordariomycetes; Amphisphaeriales; Sporocadaceae. The record is from RefSeq and is a predicted model, not a curated record. Gene Ontology annotation, biological process: xylan catabolic process; arabinan catabolic process. Gene Ontology annotation, cellular component: plant-type cell wall. Bases 1 to 2295 code for a protein of 764 amino acids. Gene Ontology annotation, molecular function: xylan 1,4-beta-xylosidase activity; alpha-L-arabinofuranosidase activity. The transcript has 3 exons.
AUGUCCGUCCUACGUGGAACAGCGUUGAGCCUGCUGGUUUCGGGAGCGGCGGCGGCCGGCCACCUCUUCCCGGACUGUGCCAAUGGACCUCUCUCCAACAAUACCAUUUGCGAUACCAGCGCCUCUGUCCCGGACCGUGCCAAGGCUCUCGUUGCGGUAUUGACCACGCCGGAAAAGUUUCAACUUGUCGGCAGCACCUCGCCGGGGGUCCCGCGUCUUGGGCUUCCGAGCUACGAAUGGUGGCAGGAGGCAUUGCAUGGAGUAGCGAGUUCCCCUGGAGUUCAGUUUGCUUCUUCUGGGAAUUACUCUUAUGCUACAUCCUUUCCGCAACCCAUUCUGAUGGGGGCAGCAUUCGAUGAUGCCCUCAUUGAAGCAGUUGCCACGGUGAUUAGCACAGAAGCAAGGGCUUUUAAUAAUGCCAACCGUUCUGGGCUGGAUUAUUGGACACCAAAUAUCAACCCUUACCGCGAUCCACGAUGGGGACGUGGUCAGGAGACGCCGGGAGAAGACCCCUUCCACAUCAAGUCCUACGUCAAGGCGCUCAUCAGCGGUCUUCAGGGAGAUGAUCCAGAUUACCUCAAGGUCGUGGCAACCUGCAAGCAUUUUGCCGGUUAUGACAUUGAGAACUGGGGCGGCAACGAGCGCUAUGGGUUCGACGCCAUCAUCAACUCGCAAGAAUUGAGUGAGUACUAUAUGCAGCCCUUCAAGGCUUGCGCAAGAGAUGCAAAAGUCGCAUCCAUCAUGUGCUCGUACAAUGCACUCAACGGAGUACCGACCUGCGCCAAUUCGUAUAUUCUACAAGACGUCCUUAGAGAUCACUGGAAUUGGACCGACGACGGCUUCUAUGUGGUAUCUGAUUGCGAUGCUAUACAAAAUGUCUUUCUGCCGCACAACUACUCGCUUACACGAGAGGGCGCCGCUGCCGACUCGCUCAUUGCCGGCACCGAUCUCAAUUGCGGGACGUACUACCCAUUGCACCUCCCUGCUGCCUAUGAGCAAGGCCUCUUUGACGAUACCGUGAUUGACCAGGCCUUGGUCCGGUUGUACUCGGCACAAGUCAGACUGGGCAUGUUUGAUCCGGCGUCAUCGACUGCGUACCGCUCUCUUGCCUUUGCCGACGUCAACACUCCAGAGGCGCAAGAGCUGGCUCUCAAGGCAGCAGAAGAGGGCAUCGUGCUGAUCAAGAACGACGGGACCCUACCGCUGGCGAUACCCGAGACUGGAAACCUGACGAUUGCUCUCGUCGGCCCCUGGGCUAAUGCAUCCGCCGCCCAGAUGCAGGGCAACUACGCCGGCAUCGCCCCUUUUGUGCACAACCCGCUGACGGCGGCGAAUUCUCUAGAGGGCGUCAACGUGGUAUACGGCGGCAGCCCCGGUGACCCGACGACCGACUCCUGGCCGGCGGCGCUUUGGGCAGGUCUGACGGCGGACGUCAUCAUCUACGUUGACGGAUCCAACAGUGGCGAAGAGCAGGACCGAAACACGAUCCACUGGACGGGAGAGCGCCAGGACAUCAUGACGCAGAUUGCGGGCUUGGGCAAGCCCUUUGUCCUGGUGCAGAUGGGCGACCAGCUCGACGACGCGCCGUACCUGCGCCACGAAAACGUCUCGGCCAUCCUAUGGGCGGGCUUCCCGGGCCAAGCGGGCGGUGAUGCCAUUAUGAACAUCAUUACGGGAGCUACGGCGCCUGCCGGUCGCCUGCCCGUUACCCAGUACCCGGCAGACUACGUUAACCGGGUUGCCAUGACGGACAUGAGCCUCCGUCCCAACGAGACGACCGGCAACCCGGGCCGGACGUACCAGUGGUUUGGCGAGGCGACGGUGCCGUUUGGACACGGACUGCACUAUACUGAGUUUGAUAUUUCCAUCACGGGCAAUGCCACCGACGAUGCGGGCUGGGACAUUGGCGAGCUCAUUGCGGCCUGUAACGAGGAGUACAAGGACCUCUGCCCAUUCCAGAGCGUCGCCGUGGCCGUUGAUAACACGGGCAAUGUCACCUCCGACUAUGUGGCGCUCGGCUUCCUCGCCGGCGCAUUCGGCCCGGAGCCGUACCCGCUCAAGCAGCUGGUGGCAUACCAGCGACUCUUUGACUUGGCGCCUGGGUCUGCUACGGCGACAGUCGUGCUCAACUUGACCCUGGGAAGUCUCGGCAGGCACGACGAGGCUGGCAACUUGGUCUUGUACCCUGGGGCGUACAGUCUGUUGGUUGACGUUCCAACAAGGGCGACUUGGAAUUUCACCUUGACUGGAGAUAGCGUUGUGCUAGAGGAAUGGCCUCAGGACACGGGUCACUGA